AUGCCAGAACAUGCCCUACCGACCACGCAGGCCACGACAUCUCGUCUGGCUGAUGUCUCCCCGCUAACGGAUGUCAUCGCGUCUUCCUCGAAGGUUCCAGUCGAGCAGCUGCUUAAACCCAACUCACAAGAGUACCUCUCGAACCUAACUACCUAUGGUCUGCAAGAUCUCCUGGUCGAACCUACAACACUGCAAACUCAGUCGCAUCACCUCACCUCCAGCUUAACUUCCCUCACCCAUACAUCAUAUCCGACCUUCCUUUCACUACAUCGAACUACCAAUGCCCUAACGGCCUCCCUGACCUCCCUAUCAUCCUCUCUCGAGGCAUUAUUGAACUCGAGCCUACCAGCAUUGGAAGAUUGCGCCGCUGGGUGGAAGGAACGGACGGAGACUGUGCUGAGGGACCGAAGCAAGGCACGAGUUGUGCUGGAACAACACGAGAAGAUUAGAGACCUAUUGGAAAUCCCUCUUCUGAUAGAUACGUGCGUGCGGAAUGGCUACUUCACGGAAGCGCUCUCGCUGGUCUCGCACGCGAAGGCACUUGCUACGAAUGCGUCACUCUCGAACCAACCACCUCCACUGCUGCUUUCAUCUGUUCUCUCCGAAAUCCACCACUCAAUCAUGCAGAUGUUAUUGUCCUUGUUGACGACCCUUUACGAACCGAAUCGCAAACUCCCAGCCUUAUACAAAGCGGUCAGCUUUCUGCGCAAGAUGGAUGUCUUUGGAUCCUCAUCUCCAUUCGCCCCAGCACCGCCGCACUUGAAGGCGUCCGACAGUGAUAAAUUCUCGGAAUUCCUUGGGGACAACGUUUCCAGCGAAGAGCAAAUUGCAUUAGCAUUUCUCGUUGGCCGAGAAUCAUGUCUAAAGUCGAUCCUGGAGCCCUGCAAGGGCGAUGUCUCUCGAAUGACACAACACGGAGAGUUGGAUGAACGAGAGAAAGAAGACCUGGCGCGGUGUUUGAAGAAAUACAUCGACUUAUGGAGAGAAGGCGUGUACGAUGUCAUUACGCAGUAUACUACCAUAUUUCUCGAGAAGACAUCACCAGCGGCACUGGCCUAUCAAUCAUCCACUGCGAAGUCAAAUGGUGUUGUUACACCCUCUGAAUCCUCCACCGCAAAACAAGAAUGGCUACGGCUGCACGCCCUCAUCACCACAUAUGCCUCCCGAGCGCUUACUGCUCAUCUACUACCCAUUCUUUCGCCCAGUCUUUCGCUACUAUCAAUAUCCUUACUCCCAUCUCUUCUUACUCAGUUGACUUACUGCUCAACUGCGUUUGCUCGGGUAGGGCUCGACUUCAGAGGGCUGUUAUCCACGCUUUUCUCUCGUGCAGUUGCAGAGGUGAUCAGGCAGGAUAUGAGGAAGACGCGCGACAAGUUUGUCUCAAGGUUCCAGAUUCCAACAAGCCCGACUGGCAGGAAUAUCAACGGUGUUGUAAAGCCGAAAUGGGAACGGCCUUCAAGGUGGCUCGUCAGCACAACAACCGACCUCCCACCCGUACCAGUGACCCCCGCAACGCCUGCUUCUACAUCGACUUUCCUUAGUCAAGGCCCCCCUCACAUCCCACCGCAAAUUCUCGCCUCGUAUCCACCUCUUGCUGAAUUCACGAAUGCACUAUUGAGUGUUCUGAACGGGCUCCGUCUCCUAGCACCGACAAACAUUCUACCGACUCUAUCGCGCGUGCUGGACAACGAGGUCUUGGCGAAGAGCGGCGAAGCGCUAUUCGCGUAUAUCAAAGCCUACCGAAGCGAUUCACGCCUCGCAACGGGAACCAACGUGGACGAUGACGGUGACGAACAGGAGAGGCAGGAGGGCAUCGUCAUGGCUUUCGGCCAGAUCUACUUUGCGGUCCUCGUGCCUUUCAUGCGGAGAGCCCUUGUAGAAGGCGUGUAUGGCGUCAAGCUGGAUGCAACUUUCGAAGACGGGGGGCCGACCUUGCCGACCGUCGUGAUGGAUUGGGAAGACUAUUACCUGGAGAACGAUGAGGAAGACGAGAGCGAUAGCGAGGGUAGCGAGGAGGAAUGA
This is a messenger RNA of Cyclocybe aegerita, 2022 nucleotides long. Lineage: Eukaryota; Fungi; Basidiomycota; Agaricomycetes; Agaricales; Hemipholiotaceae. The record is from the annotation of a GenBank genome assembly.